Molecule: messenger RNA, 2354 nt
Organism: Acanthochromis polyacanthus (spiny chromis)
Lineage: Eukaryota; Metazoa; Chordata; Actinopteri; Pomacentridae
Product: coxsackievirus and adenovirus receptor-like
Exons: 6
Coding region: 266-1237 (323 amino acids)
Source: RefSeq, a predicted model, not a curated record
GUCCGUUUGGUCACGUGACUCCUUGAAUUCCUUAAACAUGAACAAGCAGGAAGUCUGAGGUGACAGAUGAAGCAGAUAAACAGCUUCAGUCCAGGUGCUGAUCACGAGAAGAAGAAGACGAUCAAAUGUCUGCUUGAACAUCUGCGUCAUUCUCUCUGAUCGUCUGUUUCCUGGUCUGUUCCUCUGAAGUUCCCGAUAGAAGUGUUGCUCAGAGGAAAAAGAAAAAGAAGAAGAAGAAGAAGAAGAAGAGGAAGAAGACGGUCAAAUGGCAGCAGGAACACGGGUGUUAUGCUUUCUGAUCAUCUGUUCUCUGGUCUGCUCCUCUAGAGCUCAGACAAACAUCACAGCUAAAAAAAUCCCAACUGAUCUUGGAGAAGAUGUCAUUCUACCAUGUACAGUUCCCAACAAGUACAACAUCAACAGCAUAGCUGUAAAGUGGACCAGACCUGAAAUGGAACCAGAAUAUGUUCUUCUGUACCGAGAUGAACGCUCAGAUCCAGAAUACCAGCAUCCAUCUUAUCAGAACCGGGUGGAUCUGCAGGAUAAAGAGAUGAAGGACGGAGAUGUUUCUCUAAAUCUGAAGAAAGUGACGAUGGAGGACAGAGGAAGAUACGAGUGUCGUGUUAUUGAUAAAAGAAACUAUGAAGUCAUCAGCAGCAGCUUCCUGGAAGUUCAUCUAUCAACUCAGAAAAUGACCGGAGUUAAAAACAUCAUAGCUGAUCUUGGACAGGAUGUCAUUCUACCAUGUAAAGCUUCCAAGAAGGAUAACAAAACCAUCACUACUGUAGAGUGGAUCAGAUCUGAAAUGAAACCAGAUCAUGUUCUUUUGUACAGAGAUGGAAGCUUUGAUCCAGUCCUUCAGCAUCCAUCUUAUAAGAACCGGGUGGAUCUGCAGGACAAAGAGAUGAAGGACGGAGACUUUUCUCUGAGUCUGAAGAAUGUGACGAAGAAUGACACUGGAAGAUAUGUGUGUUGGGUUUAUCAGAGAAAAAAGUUUGAACCCAUCAGCAACAUCAUCGACCUGGUAGUCCUUGAUCCAGGAAACAAGAAUGCGUUCUUUGGCGAUGGAGGAGACAAGGAUAUAAACACCAGAGAUGGAGGAGACAAGACUGGAAUCAUUGCAGGAUCAGUAGUGGGUGUGAUACUUCUUCUUGCUGUGGCUGCUGCUGGUUUUCUGAUCUAUAGACGAUGCAUGAUGAAGCCGCAGCAGCUAUAUAGAGAUGUUACCAGUUCCUGAACAGCAUCAGAACCAACCAGAGCUUGUGUAACUUUGAUGGAAGCAGCAGCAUGUGGUCUCUCCUUUAACUGCCACCUUAUAGUGGUGGAGGGUUUGUGAGCUCAGAGGAUGCUGGGAGCUCUGCUGUCUGGAGUUCAGCUCCUGCUAGGGUUUCUAUUGGCAGACUGGUCCAGAAACAUCAAGUCCUCCCAACAUCUCCAUCAUCUAGAUUGAUCCUGUGGAUUGUUGCUGCUGCUGCUGGUCUUCAUCAACUUUUCUACUCUGUUGCUUUGUCUGGAAAUAAAUGUGUUCCAAAGCUCUGCAUGUUAGAACCUGAUGAAAUGUUGUGGAUGUAAAGUGUUCUGUCAGAUGAGAUCAGAAGCAGAUAGAAAAGUUCUGAUUGUCCAGAAUGAAGCAGAACUGAUGAACAACUUCAGACUGAACUGGUUUGAAUGUUUUAUCUGCUAGCAGCUCUGAUGAUGCUCUGAACUUUUAACAUGGUAAAGGUGCAGCUAAUAGAAUAUAUUUUUAAUACUUUUUUAACUGCUCAGGGUUUGUGACUUUUAUCUUCAUCCUAUAUUAUAUCUUGUUCUUUUAAUCUGUACAACAACUUUGCACUCAGUUGCAGAAUGUAAACUGAUGAUUAGAUUCUUCAUAAAGUUCUUGUUUUAAUGUGUGAUUUAAUGUUUUAUCGGUUAGUAGCUCUGCUGAUGUUCUUACCUUUUAAUGUGGUAAAGGUGCAGGUAAUAUUUUAUAUUUUAGAUAUUAUUGAUAUUUUUUAUACUACUCAGUGUUCUGAGUUUGAUCUUCAUCCUAUUUUAUGUUUUGUUGUUAAUCUACAGAUAAAUGUAGUAAAAUAACAUUGUUUGCUACUGAAGGUUGAAUAGAAUAUAUAGUUAAUGUACUUAUUUACUUCACAGAAAUGAUUGGCUGUUUAUCCUGCAACACAGUGGAAGGAAUGAACUUUACUGCUGCUUUUUGCACUUUCGUACUGAUUCUAAGCUGAUUGUCUUUGUUCUUUUACAAUGAUAUCAAAGGUGAAUCUAAUCAGUGAUCUGUGGUUCAUUAUAGUUUCUAUGUAGAAUUUUAAAGCUGGUUUCUUCUCUGCAGAAGUGAUAAUAAAGGUUGUUUCUCCAGA